AUGACAACAGCCUAUGAAAUGGACGGAACCCCGGGAGCAACUUCAGCACAGGCCCGAAUCACGGCUUUGCACGAUCAACUUGAUACCUUCGAAUUCAUUGCCAAGCAGCCACAGCUUGCUAUGUUCGACAGAAUGGGGAGGGAUCUGCCUUGUAUAUCACAGUAUCUUGAAGGCGAGUUCCACGAGAAAGCGCUUUCUGCUAGGAAGUUUCUGCGAGAGCAUGCUCAUAAGCUUGAGGGAUCUGAUGUCAGUGAAAAGAAGAUUAAGAAGCAGUUCAGAAAAGUCAUGAGAUCAUACUUCGCUAGUGUUGUCGAUUACGAUCGCGUAUUCAAAAUCUCUUCGCGCAUGGCAGCGGCUCCUUUGCCAGCAAAAAGGAACGUCGACAUGUUUCGUGCCCUCAGUGGAAGUGUCGACGGACAUGUCAAAUUAGCGGCCAAUGGACAGUUGCUGAGUAUGUAUGGCAAUCCAGGAGCGCCCGUGCCGUUCAACCUGACUACGUCUUACGAUGACGACCUCCAACCAAUGGGUAUGUUUUUACGAGAAUGGUUGAUGGAUCCAGUAAUCGAAUACGCCUGUGUGCCUGUCAUAUAUUAUUUGCAACAGUUCGGAAUACUUCGGAAUCGACCCAUCGACUAUUUCCUUGAGAAUAUCAACAAUGGUAUCAUUGAGGGCUUUGAGGAAGCCGCUAUAUGUUUUUUACUGGUAUCAACCUUGGCUGUCGCAAUUGGCACGCUUGGUGUUUCCCAGGGGCUGGGACUACGCAUUAUGAUAAUGUCGUUGUUUUCUUUUGCCAUUGCGUUCUCGGCACAAUUUAUGGGAAGACGUUCACUCCUGAAAUUAGCUGCUGGCAAGUUAUGGCUUCAAAAUUGGUACCUUGAGCUAGCGGAAGUAAGCAAGAAGGGUCGUGUUGGGGACGAAGAGGGUACCGUUCGCAUAACGACUCGACAUUACGUCAAAGAGGUCCCUGCACAAUCACGAAGCGCGCUUGGUCAAAGGUUUGAGGAAAUGAAGAUGCCUCAGAACACACAGCUAAAACUGCGCCUCCCGCCCACUGGCCAAUCUUACCACUCUCAACAAGUCUCUAUGCCCUGGCUUGAGAUACGCUAA
Molecule: messenger RNA, 1107 nt
Organism: Plenodomus lingam JN3
Lineage: Eukaryota; Fungi; Ascomycota; Dothideomycetes; Pleosporales; Leptosphaeriaceae
Source: RefSeq, a predicted model, not a curated record